Molecule: messenger RNA, 1740 nt
Organism: Diprion similis
Lineage: Eukaryota; Metazoa; Arthropoda; Insecta; Hymenoptera; Diprionidae
Exons: 5
Coding region: 168-1361 (397 amino acids)
Source: RefSeq, a predicted model, not a curated record
UCAACAAACAGGCGGCGGCGCUUCUUUCAGAGUUUGUACCGUGUCUCUUCGGUGGCUUGCAGUAAACGACACAUCGAGGAUUCUUCAAACGGUUAUAUAAAAGAGGGAGCUAAUUGGCUGUCUGUGUGACGCACCACGAUUGCAAAUUAGGAAUCAUCGCUUGCAGGAUGGCUACAUGCACCAACACGGUAGCAACGGGCUUAAAUGAGAAUCAAUCGAGCAAAGAGAGCACGGAAAACAGUAACAAUGAUAACGUUGCGCUUCCAGCAAAUGACACAGCAGCUGAAAAUUUGUCUGAACCAUCUCGAUGCUUUGUAUGCGACGUAAGAGUUCAGGGUCGUUAUUACGCUUUGGCCACUUGUCGAACUCAGAGCAGCAGAGCUCGCGUUAUAGAGAAACUGGGCGAGCUUGUGGGCGAGAGAUACAUGGUUGUCAUCUCAGAAGAUGACUUGAUAUGCAGAGGCUGCGCCAAUCUGAUGAAUACACUCGACAGACUUGAGAAUGAAAUGCGAGGUGUAAAAGAUGUGAUUUUGCGUUUCUUAGAACGCAAAUAUUCACUGGAGGAAGGAGAACUUCUCGGUAGCAGUGAAACGGUCAAACCUUGCCAGCCACCACAGAUCACUAAGAGCCAAACCCAAAAUGGAGGCGGUUAUCACGGAAGGAAAAGAGCAGCUGUUAGUUCUAUGGAUGUAUCCUCCAACGGAGGGAAGCAAAAAAAAUCCAAUAAUGUUUGGAUGCAAUGUGACAAAUGUCGAUACACAACUCGUUACAACGCAUUUAUGGUCCAUCACAUUCGACAGCAUAUUAAACAGCGUAUUACAUGCGACAAAUGUGGUGUACAAAUAAAGAAUCAGCAAAGUUUUCAUCUGUGCAAAGAACAAGAAUUCAAAAAUGAAAGUGUUGAUGUGCCUGAGAUCCAAAAUAAUGUAAAGGAGUCUGUGGUGGAGACCUUUGCAACGAGUACAAUUGCGCUCCCAAAUUGUGAAAAAGAAGAACAUAUAUCAAUUGUCAUCCCGCAAUCGGACCAUCAAUUAGAAACUGAGUCAAAAGAGGAAACUGUGCAGCUUAUUCGAUUGUCAAGUCCUGAUCAUCUUGACCUGCAAAAUAUGGUUACUUCAGGAGAUGUAAAUGCGACUGGACACGAGGUGUACGUACGAGUACUACAACAUGUUGAAGACGAACAUGGGAACCCUCAGGUGGCUGUCGAACCCAAUAGUAACACGGGCAUGGUUGUAAAUGUAAAAGAGGGAUCCGGAAAACAGAUGCUAACUUUAGCAGAGGAUGGUAGUUUAGAAAUGGUUGAAGUUACUUCUUGGGAUGAUGUUCAUUCUUCCCAAUCCGAUCCAGACGUACCAUUUUGAAGGUGCUAAUUCCAGUGAUGUUCAAGUUAUUUCAUUAUACUAAUUACAUUUAUAUGCAAAGAUUACUAUUAACCUAAUUCUUAAACCUUUAAAAAUUACACUCGUCAUCAGGGACCUGAUAAAUUAAAUGUGUUAAGUAAGAAAGUUUAGAGCUACUCGUGAUCACGAGAAGUUUUAGGUGACCUUGACACCUGGAUAUGUUCAAAGUUUGACUUUUAUUCGUAACCGAAAAUUGCUUCACUCCGGAUUCGGUGUAAUCGUUUAGUAAGACAACGUUAAAAGGCAAUCUCGAUUGUUAUUCGUAUCUGCUCUUGUUUUAGGAAAAAAAAUUAUUUAAACAAAUAUAAUUUUUCCCAUGCCAAUAUCGUCUACGAGUAUA